GAGGAGCAGGGCGGGGAGGAGGGAAAAGAGGAGGGCGAGGAGGAUUGGGCAAGGAGGAGGGCGAAGAGGGUGAGGAGGAUGGCAAGGAGGAGGGCAAGGAGGAGAGAGAGGAAGAGUGCGAGGAGGAGGGCUGCGGGGAGGGGGAGGAGGAGGGCAGGGAGGAGAGCGACAAGGAGGGUGCGGAAGAGGGUGAGGAGAAUGUAGAGGGGGGUGAGGAUGAAGAAGGUGUACAAGGUGAUGACGAUGUUCAGGAGGUGCAGCUCGUACGAGUGGCGGGUGAUGGAGAUGUGAGGGUGCGAAAAUUGUGGAGAUGA
This is a messenger RNA of Closterium sp. NIES-65, 314 nucleotides long. The record is from the annotation of a GenBank genome assembly. Lineage: Eukaryota; Viridiplantae; Streptophyta; Zygnematophyceae; Desmidiales; Closteriaceae.